Ctenopharyngodon idella (grass carp) is the source of this 2370-nucleotide messenger RNA. Its product is annotated as angiopoietin-related protein 3-like. The record is from RefSeq and is a predicted model, not a curated record. The transcript has 7 exons. Bases 59 to 1405 code for a protein of 448 amino acids. Lineage: Eukaryota; Metazoa; Chordata; Actinopteri; Cypriniformes; Xenocyprididae. Gene Ontology annotation, biological process: cholesterol homeostasis; phospholipid catabolic process; phospholipid homeostasis.
ACUGUGGGCGUCUUACUCUAGUGAGGACCAUAGCAGUCUUAGCGUCAAAGAAACAACCAUGUUGCUGCUUUUACUGUCGCUCCUUCUGGUGUCGUCUCAGUCUCAUUCCUUCCCUACAGAACCCACCUUGCCUGAACAUCAGACAGAAACUCGGUUACACUUUGCAGCUUUGGACGAAGUUAGGCUUUUGGCAAACGGCCUCCUACAGCUGGGCCAUAGCCUGAGGGACUUUGUACAGAAUACCAAGAACCAGAUCAAUAAUAUUUUCCAAAAGCUCAAUAUCUUUGACAAAUCCUUCUACCAACUUUCUGUGCUGACCAGCGAAAUCAAGGAGGAGGAGGAAGAACUGAAGAAGACCACUGUGAUCUUAAAGGCAAAUAAUGAGGAAAUAAAGAGUCUGUCACUGGAGAUCAACUCCAAAGUGGAAGAUAUUAUAAAAGAGAGGAAUCAUCUGAGGAGGCAGGUGGGCGGCUUGGAGGAGAAGUUAAGUGGUCUGUCCAAGAGUUUGCUCUCAGCUGAGCAGCUUGCAGAAAUUUCCACACUCAAGGAGAUAAUCCACACCCAGGAAAAGAGCAUCACUGAUCUGCUAAAGGCUGUGAAUGAGCAAAGUGAGCAGCUCAACAACCAAAGGACCAAGAUCAAGGGCCUGGAAAAUAAACUCAGCAUCCAGGAAACUGCUGAAAACUUGCAGAAGAACCGCCAAACCAACAGCCUCUCAGGAUACCUUCCGUACUUCACAUCCGAUGGGAGCUUCUCAAGCGAUCUUCCAGAAGAUUGCGGUGAGGUCUUCAGCCGAGGACAGAAAUUCAGCGGCCUGUAUGCUAUUAAACCACACGAGUCAGAAACCUUUCUUGUGAAUUGUGAAUUCACCGAGGAGGGAGUGUUUACUGUCAUCCAGCGCAGACAUGACGGCUCUGUGGACUUUGACCAGUCCUGGGAGAAGUAUGAGGAUGGAUUUGGAAACUUCAGCAGUGAGUUCUGGCUGGGGCUGAAGAAGAUCUAUGCUGUUGCCCGUCAGGGACAUUCUCUCCUGCAUGUCCAGAUAGAGGACUGGAGGAAGGAGAAGCAUUUCAUGACUUAUCAGUAUAUCCUGAAGGAUGCUGCCUCCAACUACACCAUCCAUCUGAAGCUGCAGUCGGCUGAAUCCAGCUCUGCUGUGGAUGAACACAGUGGCUUCAGUUUCUCCACUAAAGACCACAACGAUGGAAACUAUGAUCCAAACUGUGCUCAAGAUUACACAGGUGGGUGGUGGUUUAGCAUUUGUGGCGACAUUAACCUGAAUGGCAAGUGUAUUCAGAGCAGACCUCGUAAAAAGGGAACCCACUGGAAACCUGGCAGGGGAACCACCAGCUUCAAGGCCUCAAAAAUCUCCAUUAGUCAUCUCACAAAGCCACAAACCCCUUAAUAUAAACAGUAUGUGCAGAAACACAUACUAUCAGGGACUAUCAGAGCUCCAAUACACAUUCAUGCUGUAUACUGGUUUUUACAAAGUAACCUUUUAAUAGAGAUGACAAUGUUUGUUGAGUAUGAACAUAUAAAUAAGUAUGUUGAAGUAAAAAAGUAAAAAUGUGACAUUUACAUUAUGAUUAGGCCACUGGACUCCAUAUGAUUCAGUUUCUCCACCAGUCAUCUUAAUUACAAUGCAUUGAGUCCAACCAUGUAGGAAACCUCUCAUUUAACCUUGUGAGAGCCAGUUUCAUCCAUGUGUUUAAAUGAGUCACAUUGACUUCAAGAUGUCAUAAGCACAGCUGUACAGCGAUCGGUCAUUUUCUAAAAAAUAAAUAAAUAAAAAAAAAAUAAAAAAAAAAUAAAUGUAUAUACUUUAUAUAAACAAAUGAUCGCCUUGAAGUGGUUCCGCCAAAACCGCACUUCCGUAUUCUUCCAAAAGCUUACGCUGUAUGUCCUACGCCUUCCCUAUUCUACUUACGGAAAAAACGGAACUGGUGCCACGUUCGUUCCGUAAGUUGAAUACGGAAGGUGUAGGAUAUUCAGCGUAAGCUUUUUGAAGAAUACGGAAGUGCGGUUUUGGCGGAACCACUUGAAGGCGAUCAUUUGUUUAUAUAAAAAAAUUUUAGAAAAUGACCGAUCGUUUCGCUAGAUAAGACCCUUAUUCCUCGUCUGGUAUGGUUUAAAGCCCUUUGAAGCUCCACUGAAACUAUAAUUUUUUACCUUCAACCGUUUGGAGACCAUUGAAGUCCACUAUAUGGAGAAAAAUCCUGGAAUGUUUUCCUCAAAAACCUUCAUUUCUUUUCGACUAAGAAAGAAAUACAUAAAUAUCUUGGAUGACAUGGGGGUGAGUAAAUUAUCAUGAAAUUUUAAUUGGAAAAUGAACUAAUCCUUUAAAUUCAAAAUUACAUUUCAGUUAAAGUA